Molecule: messenger RNA, 426 nt
Organism: Alternaria rosae
Lineage: Eukaryota; Fungi; Ascomycota; Dothideomycetes; Pleosporales; Pleosporaceae
Exons: 1
Coding region: 1-426 (141 amino acids)
Source: RefSeq, a predicted model, not a curated record
AUGGAUGUCGACAACAUCUACAUCUCCAACUCCAUCUCCUACACCCUCCAGACACACGGGAUGUACCUUCUACGGGCCGCAUCAAUCCUGACCCUCGCCACACUCCUACCUAGACUCCUUGGCUUAUCGCACUUGAUCCGCGCUACCAUCUUCCUCUGCACUACCGCUUACCUCGUCUUCUCCUUGCACCAGUACCUCGUCCACGUUCCCGCAGAUGAGGACGAUACGGUACCGCCAGAUGUUGAUACUACGCCUAGUCUGACUCGAAGGGGGAAAUUGACGAUGCAGACUUCGCCUACAUUUGAGCGAGUGCGGUUGGAAGGGGAAUCCACGCCUACGAAGGCUGUUGUGUGGGCGAAGAGCCAGGCGUGGAAGAAUAACGGGUCGUUCAGACGGAGGGAUGGAGACGAGAAGGAGCAGUGCUAG